AUGAAUCAAAAUACGGAUUUCCAAGAAUGGAUGGAAAUGUGCGUUAAAUUAAACCAUAUAAAUAGUUUUGAAUACAAUGAAUUUACUGAGCAUCAGUUGGUCGGUGAAGGGAGAUUUGCUUGUGUAAAAUCUGCAAUGAUGAAUUGUGACGUAAAAGUUGCUUUGAAAUCUUUAAAAGUUGAUGUUGUAUUAGAAAAAGAUAUAAUUGAAAAAUUCGUUAAUGAGCUAAAACUCCUUCGAAAGGUUGAUUUUCAUCCUAAUAUUAACCGGUUUUUAGGGGUUACUAAAGAAAUAUCGUCGGAUGAUGAAACUUCAUCAGAUGAAGAAAAUGAUAUAUCAUUUGAUAAUUCGGAUAUUGAUUCGUUAACUUCUGAUAGUGAUGAUAAGGAAAAUAUGAUUAAUAUACUAAAUGAUUUGGUUCAAUUAUAUUCAAAUAAGUGUAAAUUAGGAUCAAGUGAAUCUGAUAGAAAUUAUGAAAAUUGGUUCGAUUACAAUAUGUCUAAUUCAAGGAAGUUUUUUAUUUUUCUUAAAAAGAACACUGAAAUUGUAGAACAUCAUGAAUUUAUUCUUGGAAAAUUUUAUCAAAGAGGUUUCGGUGUAAAACAGAAUAAUGCAAAAUAUUUUAAAUGGAUGGAAAGAGGUACUCGUAAAGAUGAUAAACUUGCAUAUUUUGAACUUUCAAAAUGUUAUUUUUUUGGUAAAGGUGUGAAUAAGGACAAUGGAAAAGCAUAUGAACUUUAUAAUCGUAGCAACAGGGCAUGA
Molecule: messenger RNA, 762 nt
Organism: Funneliformis caledonium
Lineage: Eukaryota; Fungi; Glomeromycota; Glomeromycetes; Glomerales; Glomeraceae
Source: the annotation of a GenBank genome assembly